AUGGUCGACCAGGUUCGCUCAAUGGAGUCCCGUGUAGGACGAAAAAACCAACGGUACGGAUCAAAAGGCGAACGCUUGGUAGCCGGCGUCGUCCCGUUAUCAAAGGACAAAAGCUUGGUGUUGAUGAUUCAGUCGGCUGGACGCGGUGGCUGGGUACUUCCAAAAGGCGGGUGGGAGACCGACGAAGGAAGUGCGCAACAGGCUGCCUGUCGCGAGGCCUGGGAGGAAGCCGGAGUCGUAUGUACGGUUCUCAGAGACUUGGGAACAAUUCCAGACAUGCGCCCAUCAACGCUGCUCUCGUCAAACGCACCGCGAGCAUCAUAUCAAUUUUUUGAGGUCACCGUGGACCGAGAAGAGGACCGGUGGCCCGAGAUGCACAAACGGAGACGACAGUGGGUGCCGUACGCACAAGCCGCGGCCGCUCUCGCAAGUCGGCCGGAGCUCCUAGAGGCGCUGAACCGCAGUUCUAUGAAGAGGUAG
Aspergillus calidoustus is the source of this 480-nucleotide messenger RNA. Lineage: Eukaryota; Fungi; Ascomycota; Eurotiomycetes; Eurotiales; Aspergillaceae. The record is from the annotation of a GenBank genome assembly.